GCAGAGCAAUAAUUUUGCCUUUUUUAUUAGUAUAUUUUUUGGGGGGAAAACUGUAAAAAGUACACUUACCAUUCGGUAAAGUUUGAUUUAAGAGUGACCAGUUUCUCGUCUAGUAAAAUGUGCUUCAAUAAACGCACAUGGAAGUUAUAGAAUUUGAAUUCUGUACCUGAGAGUACCGCCCGGCAGAAUUUUGAUAUGAGCUUAAUUGAGAGUUAUUUUGAGAACGGUUCUUCUUAAUGACUUACAUCAACCAUGAAGGACGUCAUUUACAAUGUUAAUUGAGAGGCAAACUGUGAUAGGUAUGUACAUCUGUAUCGUUCCAUUUUUCCCGCAAGGAAACUGAAGUUUUUCUCAACGCAACCUUUUCAGGGACUUUUCAAGAUCUACCACAUGACGCCCUUAUGGUUUGAAACACAUGCGUCCUUCAUCAACUGUCAGCAUACAGCAUCCGUCGAUCAGCUCACGUUCAACGCUGGCUCAGUAAUGGAAGCAGCUCUCCUCAAAAUUCCUUUGAUCGCUCCUGGAGUCCUGCAAGACUCCACGAGGAUAACAAUGGAGAUUACCGUUGUCCAUGACGUCACCAUCGGAAACACAUUUGACAGCGAUGUAAGAUAUGGUAUUUCAGAUGGUAGUCGAUUUGUUGGCUUUGAAGUGUGUGAUAAGGGGAACUAUCUCGAUCACUCACCUUGUUAUGGGGUGGAGGGUAUCCCAAGGGUAUCUUACCUGUCAUCCAUAAGGCAUAUUGAAUAUAAAUCUCCCGGGACAAAUGACUCCCGGUACCCUGGUCAGAUUGCUUUCACUCUUAAGUUGGAUGAGCGACAGGGCUUCUGCCAGACCGCGCACGACGGAGGUUUUACCAAGGCCAUUGGGUAUAGUCACCGACUUAUGUUCAGCGAGGGACUUUCUCUCGAAGUGUAUAAAGGAGACAGUGGAGAGAGGGUUGGAAUCAAGUACAUUAAGGUUGUUGUCAUGGAAACCCCUUAGAGCGCAAAUGCGAUUUCAUUCCUGCCUAGGCUCGUGUUUUACAGAUUAAAUUUUAGUGACAGUGAAUCGAAUAGAUCGAUAGAAAGAUAGACAUUUUCUUUGCUCAGUUGCAGGAGUGCUAAAUGCAGAUACAUGUAUACAGGGCGAAAUUUAAACAAACUUAUAAGAUACAACAACUGUUAUUUGAAGUUCAAACACAAAGCGAUUAUUCCACGGAUCAGGUCAUGCGGGAAACUGGAAUAAAACAGGAACCGUGAAGAAAUGAACUUUUUCCCUUGUUCUUGCGUGAUAUAAGUAAUGGUAAUAGGACUGAGUGGAGCCCA
Messenger RNA from Orbicella faveolata, 1307 nucleotides. RefSeq lists its product as uncharacterized. Lineage: Eukaryota; Metazoa; Cnidaria; Anthozoa; Scleractinia; Merulinidae. The record is from RefSeq and is a predicted model, not a curated record.